CAUACAAACCAAUUGACAGAAACCACAGAGCCAGUGACGUAAUUUUUAAUAGCGCUAUAAGAAAGCCCUCUAGUUCAGCGUAAUUCAGCGUUUAUUGUGCUUUUAUUUAAAGUCGAUCUUUAUACAGUAAUGUCUCGUUUCUAUGGGGAACGCUAAGAGUGUAACACCCGGUGUGAGCUGCAUGAAAUCCUGUUAAAUGGCGCUCCAGGAGAAAAUACCUGUGCCGGUGUUCUCAGAAGCAGGCAGGGAGGAGUUUGUGAGGGACAUUUGUCCACAGCGCAGACCGGCCGUGCUGAGAGGCGCGUCUCUGGGUCCCUGCCUGCACAAGUGGACGGUUGAUUAUCUUGGACAAAAAGGAGGAGACAAGGAGGUGAAGAUUCAUGUAUCCACGGUGCCACAGAUGGAUUUCCUUCAUAAGAACUUCGUCUACAAGACUCUGCCAUUUAAUGAAUUUGUGAAAAGAGCAUCAGAGAAGAAACACUCGGACUUCUUCCUGAGCGAGGAUGAGAGCUACUACCUUCGAUCGCUGGGGGAGGACGUCCGAAAGGAACCGGCUGACCUGAGCAAGCAGUUCCCGGACUUGGCGAAGGACUUUCACAUGCCGGACUUCUUUGAACCCGAUCGGUUCUUCUCCAGCGUGUUCCGCAUCAGCUCCCGCGGGCUGCAGCUGUGGACGCACUACGAUGUGAUGGACAACCUGCUGGCUCAGGUGACCGGGACAAAGAGAGUGGUCCUCUACAGCCCCCAGGAUGCAUUGCACCUCUACCUGUCAGGUGAUAAGUCGGAGGUUUUGGACAUUGAUGCCCCGGAUCUGAAGCGGUUUCCUGAGUUUGUGAAAGCAAAGAGAUAUGAGUGUGUGCUGGAGCCUGGAGACCUGCUCUUUAUCCCCGCUCUGUGGUUCCACAACACCCUCGCUCUGCAGUUUGGAGUGGGCGUUAAUGUGUUCUGGCGCCAUCUACCUGCAGACAGCUACGACAAGAAGGACCCGUACGGCAACAAAGACCCCGUGGCUGCAACGCGAGCCCUUCAGGCACUGGAGAGGGCGCUUCACACUCUGGAUGAACUGCCAGACGACUAUCGGGACUUCUACGGCCGGCGCAUGAUUCAGCGCAUCCAGACGAGGACGUUCUGCCACAGAAAUGCAGACACACAGCAGGACUCUGAGACUACGUUACCCAGCAGGCCAUUUACUAAACCUGGAUGAGUUCAGAGACAUGUGAAGGAUCCAAUAAAGCAGCAUUGCUUUGCUCAGCAUGGAGGAUGAACGCUGAUUAUUUUGGACUGUAUGUUGUGUAAAAAUGGAAACAUGAAAGUGCCAGAAACCACCGGAGGCUGAGUCAGACCCCACAGACUAUCACGUUAAAAUGUCCAACUUUAUAAAACAUGGACGCAGCUCAUCUGUUUACAAAUUUAAUAAAGCUUAAAGUUUGAAUAAAAAGGGAUGUGGCCACUUC
Molecule: messenger RNA, 1454 nt
Organism: Archocentrus centrarchus (flier cichlid)
Lineage: Eukaryota; Metazoa; Chordata; Actinopteri; Cichliformes; Cichlidae
Gene: tyw5
Product: tRNA-yW synthesizing protein 5
Exons: 8
Coding region: 197-1204 (335 amino acids)
Biological process (GO): wybutosine biosynthetic process
Molecular function (GO): tRNA binding
Source: RefSeq, a predicted model, not a curated record